UAAAUCCAUCCCAGUGUUUCAAGCGGGAAUGGCAAAUUGCUCGGAGGUUUCCACUUUCCUCUGUGGCGGCGUCUAAGCUUCUCCACCCCAAACGACGACGUACUGUUCCUUUCAGCCGUUCUUCAUCAAUCUCAUACCGUUGAAGAUUAGCUUCCUCAGAAGGACGCUUUAAUACUAUUACUGCAAAAAGGAACCGACUCUGGGAUUCAAUGGUGGUGUGGAUAAGGCAUCAAAUGUUGUUGAAAGAGCUCUAUUUGCUUCUGAUACAGGUUUUUCCUUCUUUCUCUGAAACCCUUUAAGAUUUUAGGCUCGUUUAUGAGAAUAUAGCCAUAUAAUAUGUAUCCUAAUUUAGCAAAAACACCAGCAUUUCCCUUGGCCAUAAUGAGGGUUUCUUCACAACCCAGAUGCUUUAAACUGAUUUUUUCAUCAAAGUCACAGUCUUUACCAAUUGGGUCUGUUCAAAAAAUGAAUUUUUCGUCAUGUUCGCAUCACGGGGUUCUAGGAGCUAACAGUGUAGAAAAACCCAAAGAUUUCUCAAGUGGGUUUUGGCUCAAAACUGCUAAAAGGCAUUCCCUUUUGGUAAAAGCGAGAGUUUUUUCAAAUUCAUCGGCUCAGAAGAUUAGUGGAAAGAAACUUCCUUGGUUAGCAUCGAGGGAUGGUAAUAAGGUGGGGGGAGAGAGACAAAUAUCUGGUAAGAGGGCAGAGAAAGUCGGUAGUAAUAAGUGUUCUUGGGAGGAAUCGGCAAAGAGGUUGGAUAGAGAGAGUGGUAAGUCUUCUUGGGAUGAGUUUGCAAAGAGAAGUGGUGCAUCUCUUGUGGGGAGUGAAGAGAGGAGGAACAGAAUUAUAGAUAGGGUUGAAGAUCCUCGCGGCAAUUACAUUUCCGGGGAGGAAAGGGUUGAGGAAAAUGUAGAGGAGGAAGAUGAAGAAUCUGAGGUUGUUAGUGAUCCGAGAUGGGAUAAGAUUAAGAGCAGGUUCAGGGGAGUGGUGGAUGCAAGAGAUAGGUACGAGAAACCCGACUUUCGGAGGUGGAAUAAACAGGAGAAUUGGGGUAGAAGGACAUGGAAAGAGGCUACCGAGUCGUCUGUGCCGAAGGUGGUUGGUGAAGGCGUCUAUGGUGUUGGUCCGGUUUUGGCCGCUUUGUCGGCUGGACGAAGAGAGUUCUAUGCACUAUAUGUGCAAGAAGGGUUGGAUUUGAGUAGUAAUAAUAGAAAGAAGAAGGACAAGAAGGGGUUUGAAAAAGUUUUGAAAAUGGCUGAAAAACUUGGAUUAAGCAUAAAUGAAGUGUCUAAGCAUGAUCUGAACAUGGUGGUUGAUAACAGGCCUCAUCAGGGUUUGGUGCUUGAUGCUUCUCCAUUGGAGAUGGUAAAGAUAAAGGAACUUGAUCCCGUUUCGGUCGAAGAAGACAAGAAUUCCCUUUGGGUGGCAUUGGAUGAGGUUACAGAUCCUCAAAAUUUGGGGGCAAUCAUAAGGUCUGCUUACUUCUUUGGAGCUUCAGGAGUUGUCUUGUGCGCAAAGAAUUCGGCUCCUCUGAGUGGUGUCGUGAGCAAAGCAAGCGCAGGCUCACUCGAGUUAAUGGAGCUCAGAUAUUGCAAAAAUAUGAUGCAGUUCUUGGUAUCCUCAGCUGAGAAUGGCUGGCGAGUCCUCGGCGGUUCAGUGUCUUCCAAAGCUAUUCCCUUGAAUGAGGCUGUACCCGGUGCCCCAACAAUCCUUGUCUUGGGCAGUGAGGGUAUGGGGUUGAGACCUCUAGUGGAAAGAUCUUGUACUCAGUUAGUCAAAAUUCCUUCGAAUGUUCCCGUUGAUAUCAUUCCUGGUGGAGAAGAGCAUUCUGAAACUGCAGAGCAGAAUGCUGGAUGCUUGGCUGGCGAGUUUCGGUCAUUUUUGGCUGUCGAAAGCUUGAAUGUUAGUGUUGCAGCUGGUGUGCUUCUUCACCACUUAAUUGGUGACAACUACUACAAGAAUGAUACUGGAAAUAUUGAUCAGCCAACAAACGCACUUGAAUGAGAUAUCAAGCACCAGUCCCCUAUAUUGAAUUUUGCCUUUGUUUAUUUAGAUCAUUCAUGUCCUUGCUAUUUCCUUUUUACCAUUUUGUUCUUGUAGGAUUUCUAUAAUCAGAGAGGAAAAUAGUUUAAGCAGGUUUACAAUUUUCGACAUUUUCGUGACCUCUUUUUGAGAGAUGUACGAAAAAAGUUGCGACUUUGUUACAGAUGAUAAAUAUAAAUUUACUG
Molecule: messenger RNA, 2225 nt
Organism: Morus notabilis
Lineage: Eukaryota; Viridiplantae; Streptophyta; Magnoliopsida; Rosales; Moraceae
Exons: 1
Coding region: 337-2001 (554 amino acids)
Biological process (GO): rRNA methylation
Cellular component (GO): chloroplast
Molecular function (GO): RNA binding; RNA methyltransferase activity
Source: RefSeq, a predicted model, not a curated record